This is a messenger RNA of Nematostella vectensis (starlet sea anemone), 894 nucleotides long. RefSeq lists its product as uncharacterized. The record is from RefSeq and is a predicted model, not a curated record. Lineage: Eukaryota; Metazoa; Cnidaria; Anthozoa; Actiniaria; Edwardsiidae. The transcript is spliced from 3 exons. Bases 27 to 602 code for a protein of 191 amino acids.
AUGACAAUAUAGAAAUCGGCCGUUUAAUGGCGACCCCCGUAGCAGACGCAAAUCCAAUCGCACGCAGAUUCCCUUUCUUUGGGCAUCAUUACUUUAACCCUCAGUUUGUGAGUUACGAGGAGACUGGCGAGCCAGCAGUGCUAUACAGUAACGCAGUAUAUUUUACUGUGUCUAGAGACGGUACGCACUACUUCCAUCAGACGUACUCGGGGCAGUUCCUCACAGCUCAGCCUCCAGUUGUCGCCCCUGCGGUAGCCAUGGUGCCCCCCGAGCCUCAAGUAACGCAUGCGCCGACACCCUAUGAGGAUUGUGGGAACGAUUGUAGUGAUUAUGGAGACCAGAACGUAGAAUAUACGCCAACGACAGAGCCACUGACAGACUACAAGUGGGAUGACUCCAAGUGCCAUUUACCCGUCAAGCCUUGCAUGAACCCAUGGAGGACGUUCUAUUCACCCCCUCCGCCUCCUCGGCCCCAUUCCCGUUUCCACCGGUCUCGCCACAGGAGGACCAGGCGAGAUGUUCGUUCAACUGUCGUCCCUAUGUUCCCAGAAGUCUUUGGAAUGGACAACAAAGAAGAGAUGCAUCGGGGAAGAAGUAAUUAAUAAAUCGAUUAACAUGGAAACUUUAGCGGUGCGCGGCAGAAACCUUGUUCACCAAGGAUGGCAUUCGACAAUCCUUGGAUCUGUGGCUGACGUGUUUUACUGUAUCACACGAUACAACAACUAGUUUUGUGUUGCUUGAGGUUAUCGACACUGUGUUGAAGGGCCUGGACAGUGCGCCUGUUGCAGGUAUAAACAAGAAAUCAUUGUGAAACUUGCAAAUGAAUUCCUAUGAUCUCAAUGUAUAUCGACCUAUUCUAAAUGGUUUUUCCCCAAAUAAACACGAGGGCGGUGA